CAAUGGAAAACCUUCCACCAUUGAUGUGCAAAAACCUCAUUAGAAAAAGAACCUCUAGGCGAUCUACAAUGUAUCUUGGUGUGAGAAAAAGGCCAUGGGGAAGAUACGCUGCUGAGAUUAGGAACCCAUAUACCAAAGAGAGACGCUGGCUAGGCACAUUUGACACUGCUGAAGAGGCUGCUAUAGCUUAUGAUCUUUCAUCUAUCAAGAUUUGUGGCAUUAAUGCUCGAACUAAUUUUCACUACCCUUUUGUGUCUCUUCCACCACCUCCUAUGUCGUUGCCUCCUCCACCGCCACCGCCGACCCCGGAGUUGGAUCCAAGUGUUGAAGUUUGUCCAGAGAUGAAUGCUGCUUACGAUGGCGAUGAUGAAUCUCUGGUCAUUGCUUCCAUUUUGCAAAGUUUUUCUAAUACUGGUAACUGUUCAUUUUAGUUUUUGGUUCCAAUGAGGCCUCAAAGGCCUGCCCCUUAUCAAAUAUUUGUAGGACCAAUAAUUCUUUUUUUUUCUUUGCUAUAUUCAGUCGUCGUCACUGUAAGGCUUCUACCAAAAUUUCUACGUAUUUAAUUACUUGUACCAAUAAUUCUACC
This is a messenger RNA of Glycine soja, 586 nucleotides long. Its product is annotated as ethylene-responsive transcription factor LEP-like. Bases 3 to 431 code for a protein of 142 amino acids. Gene Ontology annotation, molecular function: DNA binding; DNA-binding transcription factor activity. Gene Ontology annotation, biological process: regulation of DNA-templated transcription. The record is from RefSeq and is a predicted model, not a curated record. The transcript has a single exon. NCBI's taxonomy places the organism in Eukaryota, Viridiplantae, Streptophyta, Magnoliopsida, Fabales, Fabaceae.